Molecule: messenger RNA, 1311 nt
Organism: Spodoptera littoralis (African cotton leafworm)
Lineage: Eukaryota; Metazoa; Arthropoda; Insecta; Lepidoptera; Noctuidae
Source: the annotation of a GenBank genome assembly
AUGCCUGCUGUAACUACACCCUCCGUGGAGGAGCAAAAUGAAGCCGAUCAAAAGAUGUGGAGCGCAUUAAAGCGCUAUAUAAUACGCGAAAGACAAAGAAAAAAGGAAGAAUAUGAAGCAGAAGUCGAAGAGGAGAGACUCCGAAAGGAGAGGGAAGCAAGGGAGAGGCAAGAUGUCAUGACACUUGAGGAAACAAAAGAACAAAUUGAGCAGUUGGAACAGAAGCUCAAACAGCUUGAGAAAGAGAAACAGCAAUUGUUUAUGCAACUCAAGAAAGUAUUGAAUGAAGAUGAAAUUAGAAAGAGACAGCAACAAAAGGAAACUAAUGACUUUUCCAGCGAGAUGCAAUCCAUGAAGAUGCAACCGAUGGGCAACAUUCAGAUCCCAAUGUUCCCGCUGUCUACCUCCACUGGGCAAGCGGAACCACCGCCACAAGGCAGACCACCACCUCUAACCUCCCAUAUGAUGACCAAGCAUAAGCAUUCAAACCACAUGUUGUUCCCACAACAGCAGACUAUUGUGCGAGGCCCCAUACAGUCGGGCGUGAAGAGACCUCGUAGCCCCUCACCCACAUACGCGCUCUACGCGCAUCGUCUGCAUCAACCUCCUAUGAAGCACCAACAAGUUUACUCCGAUCAUAAGGUAGAAGAUGGCCGCAUGGGCCGUCAGAUGGCUCGCGCCGUGCUUUGGAAUAAGCCAUCUCAAUACGCGUCAAACGUGGGAGGUUCUUCCGUAUCAUCGAACGCGUACUACGCGAUGCCGACGUCUGGCGUAGUGGGCGUAGUGGGGGAGCGUCCCCCUCCCCUGCUGUACGCGCACCACGCGCACACGCCGCACACCCCUCACACCCCCCACACGCCGCACCACACGCUCAUGUACCCGCCCGCGCCACAACCUCCACAACUGUACCUGGACAUGUUGAAGAAUAGAGACGGGCAACAACAUCAGGAGCAGAAGAAGGAGGCUCAGCCACAAGUGCUGAUUGGUCUAAGCGAGGCGCACCAUCCGUCAGUGAGUAGUGGGGUGGCAUAUGCCCAGCCACCGGUGUCACGUCACCUCUCCAUACACCCACCGCCGCAACAUAACAACAUGCAGAGCCAAAUAGACCGUAGCGGCUUUCCUACUCGCAAAAUUUACGUCGAAGCCGGGCAGCAUAACGCAAGGUUACCCGGUGCAGCAGUCGAACAACGUGCAGAACCCCAGCAUGUACCCGAGCAGACACCGCUACUAGGCGCCCGCCGCCGCGCCGCGCCCGUGCACCACGUCAAGAACAUUCUGCUGCGGGCACUCGUACAUCAGCUGUUGAAGUAA